AUGGAAGGCCUAGGAGGAGCGGCUGCGGCUGAACAGCUUGUUAAAGAUGCCUUCAAGCUAGUCCAGCUCAUUAGGUCUAUUCGCGACAAAUAUCAGGGCGCUCCAAAGGAGAUUGAGGGUUGGCGCCAGGAGAUUGAAGAUUUCUUGGGGCUUAUCAAGAAUAUCGAAGCAUUGCCUAGCCUCGACAGCUAUGAAAUCGAUGCCACCAUUGAAGGCUGCAGAACCAUCUGUCGUGACCUUAUAGGUAUAUUCAGCGGCCUCGAUUUCGCCGCUAGCGACUCGCGGUUGCAUAAGACUUGGCUGGCCAUCAAAGGCAUAGAGCAGGAACCAGUAGUGAUAAAGCAUUUUGAGGAGCUACAAUGA
Pseudogymnoascus destructans is the source of this 363-nucleotide messenger RNA. RefSeq lists its product as uncharacterized. Lineage: Eukaryota; Fungi; Ascomycota; Leotiomycetes; Thelebolales; Thelebolaceae. The transcript has a single exon. The coding region runs from base 1 to 363 and encodes 120 amino acids. The record is from RefSeq and is a predicted model, not a curated record.